Molecule: messenger RNA, 1143 nt
Organism: Pocillopora meandrina
Lineage: Eukaryota; Metazoa; Cnidaria; Anthozoa; Scleractinia; Pocilloporidae
Source: the annotation of a GenBank genome assembly
AUGGCUUCUUCGGAAAAUUGCUCGAACAACCCGACGAUAAAUCCAAUACCGUCGGCUCUUAUUCCAAUGCAAUAUUACUCCGAACCACCUGCAUUGGAAAUAGCUCGCCUCGUCUUUGAAGCCUCCUUAGCUGUUUUAGGAGUUUUGGGCAACAUCCUGGUUUGUGUUGUGAUUUCUAGAAUGCGAACCAAAACAGCCAUAAAUCGCUAUUUAUUCAAUCUGGGAAUCGCUGAUAUUGGUGUAUUGACAAUCGUGUUUCCCAUGGCUGUACUACAGGAACAAGUUAAAACUUAUUUCCCUCUUGGGAAAGGAAUUUGUUUAUAUGUAUACCCUACUAUUGACACAUUUUACGGGGCUUCCGUUUGGUUGGUUACAUGCGUCGCUGUGGAAAGAUAUAUCAAUAUUGUGAAACGUAUUGAGGUCUACCGCGGUCGUUCUCUGGCCACCACUUCGAUAACAAUCGUUGCAAUUUGGGUGGUUUCCUUCGCGAUUGUUUCGUUGCCUCUUUUCUUUGUUAUCGAAUUCGACGAAAAAACAUCGGCUUGCUUUGUGAACUGGUUCAGAAAACCGAGUUUUCUUCUCUGGAAGCAAAUUUAUACUAUAACUUUGACAAUCUUCACGUACGUGUUUCCCUUUGGAAUAAUCUCUUGGACGUAUGUUAAAAUCGGAAGUCGUCUAGCUCAAAGUACGGGCUUCCACAAGGACAUUGAACGAAAAUGUAGCACUGUUAGCCGCGGAAAAAGCGCCAAACGGAGUAAGAAGGAGGAAAACCAUCGACUAAAAGAAAACACAAAAGCGAAGAGGAUACUAACCCCGCUUGUUGUAACGUUUGCAGUAUCAAUGCUUCCUAUCAACAUCUUCCGCUUGGUAGCUUUAUACUGGCCCCGCGUUUUCUUCCUGGAAUAUUUUUGGGUUUUGUAUAAUGUGCUGGUUAUUUUUACGACUGCGAAUUCAGCUGUCAAUCCAAUUAUUUAUUCUAUCGUAAGUAGGGAAUUUCGUCGUGGUUUCAAACGCUUGUUUGUCCGAGGAAAGCAAAGAAUGCGAGAUUGGACUUUUCGAAGUACUGCAAUUCGUGAAUCACACGUGAGCUUCUAUCCGAACGAAUGGCCAAAGUUAGAGGUUUUGAGGGAAACUGAUGUGUAG